CUACAAAAAAAAACACUUAAAUUUUCACAAACAGUUUAAUACAAGAAUCAAGAUGGACUCCCAAAAUAUGAGCUACAAUGCUGGACAAGCCAAGGGCCAAACUCAGGAAAAGGCUAACACCAUGAUGGACAAGGCUAGCAAUGCUGCUCAAUCUGCUGAAGAAUCCUUGCAAGAGGUUGGACAGCAAAUGCAGGCUAAAGCACAAGGAGCUGCUGAUGCUGUAAAGAAUGCAACAGGAUGAACAAAUGAAG
This is a messenger RNA of Glycine soja, 251 nucleotides long. RefSeq names its product stress-induced protein KIN2-like. Bases 53 to 241 code for a protein of 62 amino acids. NCBI's taxonomy places the organism in Eukaryota, Viridiplantae, Streptophyta, Magnoliopsida, Fabales, Fabaceae. The record is from RefSeq and is a predicted model, not a curated record. The transcript has 3 exons.